AUGUUAAUAAUAAAGCGAUUUAAACCCCAAAUAACAAAAUAUAAAGCUCUUAAAGGCCUCAAAUGUCUUCACUUUAACUACCUACAACGCUACAAGGCAACAAAAACUGUUUGCCUUCCCGAAAAAAUUGCUAUUUUAGAUGCUGGCUCACAAUAUAUUAAACUCAUAAAACGUAAGGUUGAGCAAUUAGGCAUAGCAAAUGAUAUUUUACCUUUGGAAACAACUGCCUGCUGUCUUAAUGCGAGAAAUUAUAAAGCUAUUAUCAUAUCGGGUGGUCCCCAUUCCGUUUAUGCCAAAAAUGCUCCCCCUUAUGAUGCGAAAAUAUUUCAACUUAAAAUACCCAUUUUGGGCAUUUGCUAUGGCAUGCAAAUGUUAAAUCAAGUAUUUGGCGGUUCAAUCGAAAAGACAAGUGUGCGAGAAGAUGGUCAAUAUCAAGUUGAUUUGGAUAUUAAAUGUAAAUUAUUUCAAAAUUUAUUUCAAAAACAAAUAGUACUUUUGACCCAUGGCGAUAGUGUAGUGAAGGUGGGGGAUAAUUUGAAAAUUUCUGCAAGAUCUGAGAAAAAUCUUAUAGCGGCCAUUGCCAAUGAUGAUUUGCAACUGUAUGGUGUACAAUUUCAUCCAGAGGCUAAGAUGUCAAGAUGUGGUGGAGAAAUUUUUAAAAAUUUCUUGUAUAAAAUAUGUGGCUUAAAGUCGGACUUGUUUAAAGCUGAUGUAAAGACUCAGAUUUUGGAAUAUAUAAAGAAGAGGGUAGAAGAUAAAAAAGUCGUAUUGUUGAUAAGUGGUGGUCUGGAUUCUUGUGUCUGUGCGGUUUUAUUGAGAGAAGUUUUAGGGGCAGAACAAAUUUUAGCGGUUCAUAUCGAUAAUGGUUUCUUGCGAAACGAGGAAUGUGAAAGUGUGGAGAUCUUUUUGAAAACUUUGGAAAUGGAUUUGAUAAAAUGUGAAGAAUUCUUAAAAUUCCUAAAAAGUUCUAGAGAAAUCAAGCAUUUGAAAGGAGCUCAGAGUCCAAAAGCUCCUUUGCUAUGUGAGACCCUUAAUCCCGAAGAUAAACGCCUUAUAAUAGGCAACACUUUUGUAAAUAUAACACAAGAACUUCUCAAACAAUUACAACUCAAAAACGACAAAAUAUUAUGGGUCCAGGGUAGUUUAGAAAGUGAUUUAAUAGAAUCGGGCUGUAAAGAUUGCAGUAAUUUAUUAGACACCAUUAAAACCCAUCAAAAUGAUACGAAACUAGUUCGGCAACUACGCAAUGAAGGACGUUUAAUAGAACCUUUAAGUCAGCUUAACAAAGAUGAAGUAAGAAAACUAGCUAAAGAAUUAAAAAUACCAAAAGCUAUAAGAGAAAAUCAUCCUUUUCCCGGUUGUGGUCUAGCCAUACGUAUAAUAUGUGCUCAGGGACCUUUUAAAGAAAAAGAUUUUGAUGAAACCCAACAAAUGGUCGCCUAUAUAGUCAAUUAUCGAAAACAUCUAACAAAGAAUGACAAAUUAAUGAAUAAUCUUAAAAAUAAUUUAACAAAAACUGAACAAAAAGAACUCUUAAGGAUAACCUGCCAGAAUCAACUACAAGCCUGUCUAUUACCUUUACGUUCGGUGGGUGUACAGGGUGAUGGUCGCAGCUAUAAGUAUGUUCUGGGCCUCUCUAGUUGUCAAGAACCCAAUUGGUGUGAUUUAUUUUAUUUGGCCCAAUUAAUACCUACCCUAUUACAUAACAUCAAUCGGGUGUGUUAUAUCUUUGGUAAAGUCAAUUCCCAAUUAAAUCCAACUAUUACCACUACUUUAGUUAAUAAAGAAAAUUUAAAACUACUAAGACAAGCCGAUAAAUUAGCUAAUGAUCUAUUAAGAACGAAAAAAACUUUAUCAUAA
Molecule: messenger RNA, 1860 nt
Organism: Lucilia cuprina (Australian sheep blowfly)
Lineage: Eukaryota; Metazoa; Arthropoda; Insecta; Diptera; Calliphoridae
Product: GMP synthase [glutamine-hydrolyzing]-like
Exons: 1
Coding region: 1-1860 (619 amino acids)
Biological process (GO): GMP biosynthetic process
Cellular component (GO): cytosol
Molecular function (GO): GMP synthase (glutamine-hydrolyzing) activity; ATP binding; GMP synthase activity
Source: RefSeq, a predicted model, not a curated record